CUGAUCACAAGCUCUAAAUGUGCCUUUUUUAGGGUGUCAUUGUUUGAAGUCUUGGAAAGCAAGAAAAUAUGGAAAUGGAGUUGGGUUUUUGGUGGUGGGUUUUCACAGCUUUUCUUGGGGGUUUCAUUGCGGCAUGUGUGAUCCUAAAGAGAGCAAAUGACUGGUUUUAUACAAGCAGGUUGGGUCCAAAUCAGUACACUACUUUGCCUCCAGGUGACAUGGGAUGGCCACUAGUUGGGAACAUGUGGUUUUUCCUCUUUGCUUUCAAAUUUGGCCACCCUGAUUCAUUCAUCUCCUACUUCAUCAACAGAUUUGGUAGAACAGGAAUUUACAGGGCUUAUAUGUUUGGAAGCCCAACCAUUAUUGUCACAGCACCUGAAACAUGUAGAAGGGUAUUAAUGGAUGAUGUGCAGUUCAAGCAAGGUUGGCCUAAAUCUACUUUUGAGUUACUGGGGAGGAAAUCAUUCCUUGGAAUUUCUGAGGAAGAACACAAGCGUCUCCGCCGCCUAACUGCCGCUCCAAUCAACGGCCAGAAGGCACUGUCCAUGUAUCAUGAGUAUAUCAAGGAUGUCAUAGCAACUUCAUUGGAUGAAUUGGCUAAAGAAGAAAGACCAAUUGAGUUCUUGACUGAGAUAAGGAAGAUCACUUUUAAGAUAAUUAUGUACAUCUUCGUGAGCCGUGAAAGUGGUCCGAUGGUGGAUGUCAUGGAGAAAGAAUAUGCUAUUCUAAAUCAUGGACUAAGAGCCAUGGCCAUCAAUCUUCCUGGCUUUGCUUACCAUAAAGCACUAAAGGCUCGAAGAAAGUUGGUCGAUAUUCUUCAAGCUGUUAUAGAUAGAAGGAAAGCUAGGGAGAAGAGUAUAUCAGAGGAAAAAACAGAUAUGUUGGAUUUACUAUUAGAAGUUGAGGAUGAGAAUGGUAGAAAUUUGGAUGAUGAGGAGAUUAUUGAUGUAAUUCUGAUGUACUUAAAUGCUGGCCAUGAAUCUUCAGCCCAUGCCACUAUGUGGGCAGCCUUCUUCUUAUACAAACAUCCUGAAUAUUUGCAGAAAGCCAAGGCAGAGCAGGACGAGAUUUUACGAAGAAGGCCAUCUACAGACAAAGGAUUGAGCUUUAAAGAAAUCAAGCAAAUGGAAUAUCUUUCCAAGGUAAUUGAUGAAACGCUUCGUGUGGUUAAUGUCUCAUUAUUUACUUACCGAGAGGCGAAAACAGAUGUUGGCAUCUGUGGAUACACAAUACCACAGGGCUGGAAGGUUUUGGUUUGGUAUAGGGGAAUUCAUUUGGAUCCAGAAAUUUAUGAGAAUCCAAAGGAGUUUAAUCCUUCAAGAUGGGAGGGACAUAUACCCCUAAGAGGUACUUUCAUUCCCUUUGGAAUAGGAAGCAGGCUAUGCCCUGGAAGUGAUUUGACAAAGCUUGAAAUUUCUGUUUUUCUCCAUUAUUUUCUUCUUUAUUAUGAGCUUGAACUACUCAAUCCUGGAUGUGCAGUGGGAUACUUACCUCAUUCAAGGCCCAAAGACAACUGCCUUGCAAGAAUCAACAAGCUUCCCUCACUCUCUACAUGAAUAAGCAGAUGGGUUUUGCAAUGGGCCAUGGUAUUCUCAGUUUCUUGUUGCUUUCCAUUUGAAUAGUAUUUUGAAAUGCUUUUGUAGACAUAAUAAGUUAAUACAAUAAGUGGAAUCCAAAUAAAAAACUUUCUUC
Ziziphus jujuba (common jujube) is the source of this 1692-nucleotide messenger RNA. Its product is annotated as ent-kaurenoic acid oxidase 2. Gene Ontology annotation, cellular component: endoplasmic reticulum. The transcript is spliced from 8 exons. The coding region runs from base 69 to 1556 and encodes 495 amino acids. NCBI's taxonomy places the organism in Eukaryota, Viridiplantae, Streptophyta, Magnoliopsida, Rosales, Rhamnaceae. The record is from RefSeq and is a predicted model, not a curated record. Gene Ontology annotation, biological process: brassinosteroid homeostasis; sterol metabolic process; brassinosteroid biosynthetic process. Gene Ontology annotation, molecular function: iron ion binding; heme binding; ent-kaurenoic acid monooxygenase activity.